AUGGGUUGCGGGGCGAAUGGUGGUAGUUUGGUUGCAGUUUUAAAACCGAGCUGCCUUGCAGCUGUUUUGAACCCUCCUUAUCACUGGGCACUGUUGGACCUGGCCCUCAAUGAUGCGAAGAAGCAGCUCCACGAUGAGAUGUUAAGGAGAGUGGAGAGUGAGAACCGAGCUCAGACCCUGCAGGAGGAGCUCGACUUCCAGAGGAACCUGUAUGCCACGGCCUGGGGCCGAGUUGGGUUGGUUUCUACCUGUCACCGUUUGACUGUGCCUCCUUAUCUGUUCCAGACGGACUCUGAUGACGAUGAGCCGGUGCAAAAGAGGACCAGUCAGGGCUCGGGGUCAGGCCUGGGCCUUUCUGCCCUGCUCCCACAGCCCAGGAACCUGGCUGUGAAGGAGAUGGAUCGCCCGCUACUGCCUUACCCCUUCACCAAAUCCCAGAGGCCGGCAGCAAAAGCCAGUGGGCAGCCCAAGGGGGCACCGCGGGCCACAGUGAUGACCACCCCAUCACCAUCUGCCAUCAAGGCAGCUUCGAAGAAUGCUGCCAAGCAGUUGGCCAAACACAUCAUGAAUGAGGAGGCAAGUGAAGAGGAGGAGGAGGAGGAGGAAGUGGAGGCAGAGAGGGGCGAGGGAGACGAGGAGGACCAGCAGGCGGUCAGCUUCUUCUCCCUGUCCGAAACCAGGAGCGAGCUGUCGGCGGGUGGCCUGACAGGGGGUGAGGGCCCAAUCCCGGCUCUGGCUCCGGCCGUGCCCCCCAACCCCCUCAACCCGGCCGAUGCCCCACUGGAGUUUAACCGGAGCACCGCCCCGGCGCCAGGGGGCAGCGAGAGCGGCUUCCCACCCGGCCCCGGGCUGGAGUUCGGGAACCAAUAUCCGGCGGAGUUCACCGGGCCCGGCACAGAGCAGACUGCCCUGCCAUAUUACCAGGACUACUACAGUAACUAUUAUCAGGACCCAGACCCUGCUCUCGCUCCAGCGCCAGACGAGGAGUUGAACACGUUCAUGAACGAUGAAGCAUUCAAAAGGCUUCAGGGGAAAAGGAAUCGUGGCAAGGAGGAGGUGAGCUUCCUGGAAAUUAAAGGUGACGAGCAGCUGAGUGGAUCACAGCAGUGGCUGAUGAAAUCGCUGUCCGAGGAGAAGGACAUGAAAUCGUUCAGCAAGAAACGAGGGGAACAGCCGACAAGCCAGCAGCGACGCAAGCAUCAGAUCACCUACCUGAUCCACCAGGUGAGGGUCAUGUUUACAGCUCACAGAACCCAUUCCCCCCACCCCUGGGCACGGUGCCACUCUGUGCAGCCCUGUGUGGCAGAAGGAAGGUCUGCAACCUAUCCCUGA
Molecule: messenger RNA, 1332 nt
Organism: Rhincodon typus (whale shark)
Lineage: Eukaryota; Metazoa; Chordata; Chondrichthyes; Orectolobiformes; Rhincodontidae
Gene: prcc
Product: proline rich mitotic checkpoint control factor
Exons: 7
Coding region: 1-1332 (443 amino acids)
Cellular component (GO): nucleus
Source: RefSeq, a predicted model, not a curated record